Messenger RNA from Athalia rosae (coleseed sawfly), 3430 nucleotides. RefSeq names its product protein yellow-like. Gene Ontology annotation, cellular component: extracellular region. The transcript has a single exon. The record is from RefSeq and is a predicted model, not a curated record. The coding region runs from base 382 to 1683 and encodes 433 amino acids. NCBI's taxonomy places the organism in Eukaryota, Metazoa, Arthropoda, Insecta, Hymenoptera, Athaliidae.
ACGCUUCGGUGCCGCUUCUCCGUCAGUCGUACCACAGAGGCGACCUACGACGGAUUCGAACUUAACGUCUACCUCGACACGCACGGUCCGUAUUCUCUGCGCCUUUUCUCAUCCGAGGUGCAAUAGCAAAAGUGUUGGGUGACACGUAUUGAGUAAUAGUUGGCACGUUGCGGAUAACGCGUGUAUAUCCGCCCGGGGAGAUAAUAAUAGUACGGGAAGGGGAAGAAGAAAGUGUCGACGUAAUUGCGACCCCCGGUUCACGGAGUGCGGCCUUGAGGGGGGGCGGUGGCCAAUAAAUAUUGAAAACUUGUGUUGAAUAGAUUCUGUGCUCGACCUUCGGGAAUAUCGUCGUUUUUUCCCGCUACCGACUCUAACCCCGCGAUGUUGAAGCUCGCCGCGCUUUUCUGCCUUCUGGCAAACGCUCUGGGCGCUACCCAUCCACCGUUCAAAGUGAUAUUCGAAUGGAACGCUACGGAGUUCAAUUGGGCAUCACCGGAAGCCCUCGACCAGGCUAUAAAGCACAAAGAGUACAUAGUGGAGAACAACGCGAUCGCCGGCAUAAAAAUAUGGAAGAACAAAAUGUACCUGACGAUACCGAGGUGGCGAAAGGGUGUACCGGUGACGCUGGGCGUCACCUCCGCCACCCCGGUGAACGACGUUACCGCGCCGAAAUUGGACCCCUAUCCCAACUGGGACAUGCAGACUCUGGGCGAUUGCAACGCAUUCCAAUUCGUACAGAGCAUGGAGAUCGACCCGCUCGGCAGAAUGUGGGUCCUCGACACGGGUAGGACGGAAACGAUGGAACUAAAACCGGAACCGAGGUGUCCGCCUCGCCUGGUCAUCCUGGAUCUGGAGAACGAGGGGGCCGUCCUCAGGAGUUACGUGUUCCCCAAGGAGGUAGCGCCCCCCGAUUCCGCCUACCUCAACGACAUCGUGGUCGAUCACGAGAACGGGGGAGCCGCUUACAUAACCGACAACGGACACGACGAUCCCGGAAUCAUAGUGUUCACCCUAAAGGACAACAAGUCCCGCAAAGUGAGGCACAAGUCGAUGAGGGCUGAGGGCGAGGCCGAAAAUUUCGUCGUAGCCGGGGUGAACAUACUUUCGCCGAUGCACGUGGACGGUAUAGCCCUCUCACCGCCGGGGGGCGAGAGGCAGGUUUACUACUCGCCGCUGUCUUCGUUCCACCUCUACGCGAUCUCAACGUCGAUUUUGAGGAACGAUUCGUUGACCUCGAUCGAAGACAGCCACGUACAGGAAUUGGGGCGUAAGAGUUCGCAGACCGACGGCAUGGUGAUGACCAACCAGGGCGUCCUUUAUUUCGGACUUUUGGCCGACGACGCCAUCGCCAUGUGGGACACGAACGUCAAUCCCUCGUUCGCCUCCGGUCUGAGGGUGAUCUCCAGGGAUCACAGCCUCACCCAGUGGCCCGACACAUUUGCCAUCGACGAAAGCGGGCAUCUCUGGUGCGUGACGAACGCACUUCAAAAUUACAUGAACCACAGAAUCGACAUCAACAGACCGAACUUCCGAGUGGUGAGCAGUUCGACUGCCGCGAAAAAUUAUCAGUACAACAAGGACGGUACGAUUCCCGCUCUUCCCGUGAUCACCGCUGCCGCCGAUCGCGUCAAUUUCACGCUGUCGCUCUGCCUGACCAUCCUCCUGGUCUUCCUCGCCCGUUAAAAUCUACACGACGAUCGUGACAAUGGCGAACUCUCCAUUUUAAGCAUAUAUCUAUCAUCUUUGUAUGUUACACGAAUGUAUUUAUACCAUGUAUAUGCAAUUAUCUCUACGAGCCCUCGAUACGACCGCACCGAAAGAUCAAAGAAUAUUUAAUCGAAGUGCGGACAAAGUGCGCGGUUCCUGUGGGAGGAAAAAAAUAGACUCUGAUAUCUUCCACCUUAUAUACGCGAAUUGAAUUUUCAUUUCAUUUUAUUUUAUUUUAUUUUAUUUUAUUUUAUUUUUCAAAUAAUACGAUCACUGAUUUUCCCGCAGCUCCAUCGUUCGUCGUUCUCACAGUCAUUCCUCCAAUACAUCGACCAAAAAUCAACUGUUACAGUGAUCUGUUGUCUUUAUUUAUUUUUUUCUUUACAUUUUAUUGCCUCUUCUUUUAUUCGUUACAAAUAUUUUUUCUUCCAACUUUUAAUUCGUAUUAGAUUCAUAAAAAAAAAAAAAAAACGGAACAAAGAUCCCAUCGGCUCCUGCAGGAACGGCGAAACGAUGGAUAUGAGACGAAUUGAAGAAAAAAAAACGUCCCAUUCUUACGUAUAUAUAUACAUCAAUUUUUAACCAGCUAAUGCGACCUGCACCUAUAUAAUAAUUCGAAUCUUUAUUGCGCAUAAUUGCUACGUACCUAUAUCCCAUUUAUUUUAUUUUAUUUUUCUUUCUUUUGUUUUGAUUUCGUCGUUAUUACUGUAGAAAAUUAUGAUGCACAUCUGUAUACGUUUCGCGCGCACUAUUUAUCAUGAAAUAUAUGAAUAUAUAUUUAUAUAUAUAUAUAUAUAUGCAGUGGAACUGUGGAUCAAAGAGAUUUAUUUUUAAUUUAUACGAUAUGACGACCUUUUGAGAAGGUCAACCGCCCUCCGCGAUGUCCAGAUGGGGAAGAACCUCGAUACACUCGUUGCCUUACAUCUCAUUAAGCGGCCUUAUUUUAUUAUAUUAUCUCAUAGUUUAUAGCGAACCGUACUAUACCAUAUGUAUUGCAUACGAAUUCUGUACAUACAUAUACAAUGAACCACGGAUGUAUUUUUAUAAAAAAAUAAAAAUAAAAUAUAAAAAAUGGCGCGCGGAACAAAAAUUCAUAAGUAUAUAAUUCGAUAUAUUUAUCCGUACAUGUAUUACGCAUAUGUAAUGAUGAUUUAGAUCAAAUAGAAUAUCGUAGAUAAUAUUGACUAUUAUAUAUAUCCAUUAAUGUUAUAUGAAAAUUAGAUUGAAUGUUUCACGAACGAGGCAAAAACUACUUAUCACAUUUAAUUGAAUAAAAUAACACGCUGGCAAAGACACGAAUCAAUCGCACGUUAUGCAUAAUUCGAUAAUUUUUUUUAAACGAAUUUUUUCGAACAGAAAAAAAGAGAUACGAAAAAUGGUCCAGAGUUAGGACGUGCGCGAGAUGAGGAUAUUUAAUGAAAUUUCACGAAAGAUAGGUCUUUAUUUAGCCACGAUCUCGUGCCCACGCAUAUACAGAAAUUCACGCACAAUUCAAACGCACUAACGAUGUCCAACGACCGUUCAUCGCCCCGCAUAGAGACUCGAAUUAAGACGAGAAAACGAAUGAAGAAAAUAAGCGCGGCGUUUCACGGGGUGCAUCGACCCACGAAGAAAUUCUAUACAGUACGGCGAUUUAUAAACGAAGAGAAGAUAGUUUUAUUGUUAAUAUGUAUAUGUAGUACGAAAAAGAAAAAAUAAAUAAAUAACGACGAAUGGAAAAUGA